AAAUAAGGAGAUCCGUAGAUUGAGCGGCUAGAGAGGUCGGAGGUAAGUGGCUGUGGAAAUCGGGAGGACCCGGAACACCGACACCUCGGGACCAUGACUUACGCUUAUCUCUUCAAGUACAUCAUCAUCGGAGACACAGGUGUGGGGAAGUCAUGUCUCCUCCUUCAGUUUACCGACAAGCGGUUCCAGCCUGUGCACGACCUCACAAUAGGUGUGGAGUUUGGAGCACGUAUGGUCAACAUCGAUGGAAAGCAAAUCAAACUGCAAAUCUGGGAUACGAACUCAGAGCCAGAACCUUCAUACCUACAGGCUGGGCAAGAGUCCUUCCGUUCUAUCACCCGUUCCUACUACAGGGGAGCAGCUGGAGCCCUGCUGGUGUAUGACAUCACAAGACGUGAAACCUUCAACCACCUGACCUCAUGGUUAGAGGAUGCCCGCCAGCACUCCAGCUCCAACAUGGUUAUAAUGCUGAUUGGGAAUAAGAGUGAUCUAGAAUCUCGAAGGGAUGUGAAAAGAGAAGAAGGAGAGGCCUUUGCUCGUGAGCAUGGCCUUAUAUUCAUGGAAACAUCAGCCAAGACAGCCUGCAAUGUCGAAGAGGCCUACAUUAAUACAGCCAAAGAAAUACAUAGGAAGAUCCAGCAAGGUUUAUUUGAUGUCCACAAUGAGGCAAACGGCAUCAAGAUUGGGCCCCAGCAGUCGAUCUCAUUGGUGGGGCCAUGCCCCUCUCAGCAGAACUCCUCCGACAUAGGGCCUGACUCUGGCUGCUGCUGAACACCUGGCCUGAACUCUCUGUUUUUCCUCUCCUGGAACAGUUUCAGAUCAGUCAGCUUAACAAAAGAGGUCUUCCUUGCUUUGGCUGAGAGCAGCCUCUUUUCAGUGCGAUUUCACCCUUCCACUUAAAACACGAGGAGAAAACUGGGCCCUUUCAGACCUGUCCUCCUUUCGGGACAUGAGCAUUCUGCCUAGACUACGACUCUUUCAUCCUCUAGUUUCUAAAAUGUUAGGAUCAAAGCUGAUUGUCGCGGUAGUCAAGCAAACAACCUACUAAGAUCAACAUCUAUCUGCUAUGCGUGAUGGCACAUACCCAUAAUUCCAGCACUGGGGACUUUUGGCGGAAGGAUUGCCAGGAGUUUUGAAGUCAGUCUGGACUACAUAAGUUUCACUAGGCCAUAUGUUUAAAAAAGCCAAAAAGAAAAAAAAAAAAAAAAGAAAGAAAGAGAAAGUAAAAAAGAAAAAAUACAUAUUUGUUCCUCACCCAAUUUUUAGUAACUAAGGUGGGGGAAUGUUCUGAUUGAACAUUUAGAAUUAGGGAUCUGAGUAGCCUUUGGAUGAUAGAUCUAUAUACAUAGUUAUCUCAUUACAUUUAUUUCCUUGCCUUGGAAACCUGCUCGUCAUUUCAUAAGCGUUUCCAUAGAAGCUGAGGGCCUCCAUACUGUCUCACUGCUAGUUUCUUUUCAUUUGGUGUGUGUGUGUGUACAACCUUAAGCAUCGUUCCUUAGGAGCCCACAUCUCUUACAGGGACCUGGAGCGCCACGCUUAGGCUAGACCUGCUGGCCCUUUUCAUUGCUAGUUCUGUUUCUUAACUACAGAACUUUGAGAGCAGUGGAGUUGGUACUGGACCUGUUGCCACAUACCCUUACCUAAGAAAACACUAAUUGUUCAUUUUGCUUAAAGGACCAGUUCUAGCAUUACAGUUUCUUUCAUCAAAUUGCUCUCUACUGUGUCAUCAUUCUUGUGCGUGCGUGAGCCAUGUGUCAUAGAAAUUAAGAUAGGUUCUUAAACAUGCUAGGUAAGUGCUGUACCUCUGAGCUUUCCCCUCAGGAGCCUUCUCUUCUACUUUUUGUUUUGAGACAAGUUGCUGAGGCUGGCCUUGAACUUACAGGCCUUGAACUUGGGGUCCUGAGGCUUCAGACUCCCAGGCAGCUGUGCAUUCUCCCUAAUCAGAUCUCUAUUGAACGUUUACUCUAACCAAGCUAAUUUGUCACUGAAUAUGACAUAUUUAUACUAGCUUCUGUACCUUUGCACAUGCUCUACCCUCUUACCCUCUGCUAACAUUAUACUGACACUUUUUUCCUUGAGGAAAUGCUCACUGACUGACAUAGGGAGCCCUAAGCAAUUGUUAACACAAUACUUGUUAGCAUUCCUAUGUUAUUCAUAUGCAUAUUUAUUUGUAUGUGUUUUACUUUGUAAAUAUGUUUUAUAGUGUUCUUUUGAGGAGGGUGAAGGGGGAGUAUCUGUCUCCUGUAGGUUGUAAGCUCUACGAGAGCAGGUCCCUGUCACCUUAGUCCAUACCACCAUUCCGUUACUGUGCCCUGUGUAACUCACCAUCUGGAAUUUAAGUGACAUGCUUUAAAACUUAAGACUUUAGAAGAAACAAAAGGCCUUGGAGUUGUCUCUGUGUAACUGUAUCCUGGUUUUCCCCAUCUCCUUACCUGGGUUCUCAUUGCUCUUCUGUCCUGCCUCACUGUAACUGCCUUCAUUCUGUGUGGCCUACAGUAAGAAUGCCUGCUACCAAGACUCAGAUAAGUAGGGACCUUUUUACCCACACCUUAGAAUCUGUAACCCUGUCAGCCCAGUCUGCCUCUGCUUCACUCCUUGCCUGCUUCACCUCCUGGGACACCUGUCUUUUUUACUUGUCUCAUUUUCUUUCACAGAACUGAGGUCUCACCAAAUUUUCUAAUUUUUAUUGUUAAUGACCAUUUUACUAUUAAAUAUAUGCAUGAUCCAA
Messenger RNA from Rattus norvegicus (Norway rat), 2728 nucleotides. Lineage: Eukaryota; Metazoa; Chordata; Mammalia; Rodentia; Muridae. The record is from RefSeq and is a predicted model, not a curated record.